Molecule: messenger RNA, 2775 nt
Organism: Anopheles darlingi
Lineage: Eukaryota; Metazoa; Arthropoda; Insecta; Diptera; Culicidae
Gene: Pepck1
Product: phosphoenolpyruvate carboxykinase [GTP]
Exons: 3
Coding region: 328-2280 (650 amino acids)
Biological process (GO): hepatocyte differentiation; cellular response to glucose stimulus; response to starvation
Cellular component (GO): cytosol
Molecular function (GO): manganese ion binding; GTP binding; phosphoenolpyruvate carboxykinase (GTP) activity
Source: RefSeq, a predicted model, not a curated record
AGGUACCAGCAUCAGUUCACCAGAACCAACCCAAUCUACCAGAAGAUGAAAACAAGCUAGUUUUCCAAAAUAUAAACCCUCAUCCCUCGGGAGAACAGCCUUUCUACCCAAGUGCCUUCAAGUGCCAUUUUGCUUUAACUGUUUUACCUUUCUUCGCGCUUUCCAAAAGCCAAACCUUCCAAGUAUCUAAAUCUAAAGAAGGAGAGAGAGAGAGAGAGAGAGAGAGAGCCUCGAGUCCCAGUGCUAUCCAACGUUAGUCAUCGUUUUUAAGUAUUUUUUCGCUCGUGUUUGUGUCGUGUGAGUACCAGCCGGCUUACUACCAGCAAAAUGCCUCAGCUCAUCGAACAGUACACACCGCUCCCGACCACCCUGGGAUGCAGUCCGAAGUUGAAGACGCUACCGAAGAACCUGUACAACCAUCUGCGCGGAUUCCCGGUCGUCAAUGGGGAGGUGACGCAGCUGUCGGACAAGGUGCGACGCUUCGUCGAGGAGUCGGCCGCCAUGUGCCAACCGGACCGGAUCCACAUCGUGGACGGUAGCGAGAGCGAGUGCCGGACGCUGCUGCAGACGCUGCACAGCCAGGGUACGAUCAAGCCGCUGCCCAAGUACGACAACUGCUGGCUCGCACGCACCAAUCCGGCCGAUGUGGCACGCGUCGAAUCGAAGACGUUCAUCUGUACCGAACGGCCGGAACAGGCGAUCCCGACACCGAAGGAAGGUGUCACCGGGUCGCUGGGCAACUGGAUUUCGAACACGGACUAUGACCGUGCGAUCAUGAGCCGAUUCCCGGGGUGCAUGAAGGGCCGCACCAUGUUUGUGGUGCCGUUCUCGAUGGGCCCGAUCGCGUCGCCGCUGUCGAAGAUCGGCAUUGAGAUCACGGACUCGGCGUACGUCGUGAGCUCGAUGCGCAUCAUGACCCGGAUGGGUUCGGAGGUGCUGGACAAGCUGGCUGACAAUUCGGAUUUUAUCCGCUGUCUGCACUCGGUCGGUACACCGGCGAAUGGAAAGAUUGCUGUUCCGUCGUGGCCGUGCGAUCCCGAGCGUACCAUCAUCCUGCACAAACCGGCCAACAACGAGAUCGUCUCGUAUGGUUCCGGUUACGGCGGGAACUCGCUGCUGGGCAAGAAGUGUUUCGCGUUGCGCAUUGGCAGUACGAUCGCCCAGCGUGAGGGAUGGUUGGCGGAGCAUAUGCUCAUCCUCGGCAUCACCGAUCCGAACGGUGUGAAGAAGUACAUUGCGGCCGCCUUCCCGUCGGCUUGCGGCAAAACGAAUCUCGCCAUGAUGAACCCAACGUUGCCCGGGUACAAGAUCGAGUGUGUUGGUGAUGAUAUCGCCUGGAUGAAGUUCGAUUCCAAGGGCCAGCUGAGGGCGAUCAAUCCGGAGAAUGGAUUCUUCGGUGUAGCACCCGGUACCUCGACCGAGACGAACCCGAACGCCAUGGAGACGAUCUACAAGAACACGAUCUUCACGAACGUUGCCUCGACCUCGGACGGUGGCGUGUACUGGGAGGGCAUGGAGAAGGAGGUACCGGCCGAUGUGGAGAUCACGGAUUGGUUGGGCAACCCGUGGGUGCUCGGUGAAUCGAAGACCCCGGCCGCUCAUCCCAACUCGCGGUUCUGCGCACCGGCUGGCCAGUGCCCGAUCAUCGAUCCGGCCUGGGAAGACUCGGAAGGUGUUCCGAUUUCGGCGAUUCUGUUCGGUGGCCGCCGGCCCCAGGGUGUGCCGCUGGUGUAUGAAGCGAACUCGUGGGCGCACGGUGUGUUCGUGGGAUCGGCCAUGCGCAGCGAAAGUACGGCCGCGGCCGAACACAAGGGCAAGGUCAUCAUGAACGAUCCGUUCGCGAUGCGUCCGUUCUUUGGCUACAACUUUGGCGACUAUCUGAAGCACUGGCUGAGUAUGGAGCAGCGUGCGGAGGCGGCCGGUGGCCACGCACCGAAGAUCUUCCACGUUAACUGGUUCCGGAAGGAUGCGAAUGGCAAGUUCCUGUGGCCCGGAUUCGGUGAGAACUGCCGGGUGCUCGAGUGGAUCCUGCACCGUAUUGAUGAUGCCCACUGCUACCGGGAUACACCGAUCGGUCGGGUGCCGACCGAGGGUGCCCUCAAUCUGGACGGAAUCGAUGGACCGGUGAACGAACGGGAGCUGUUCUCCAUUCCGAAGGACUUUUGGCUGCGGGAGGUCGACGAGGUGAAGCAGUACUAUGACAACCAGUUGCCGCACGAUCUGCCCAAGGAGAUCGCCAAUGAGCUGGAGCAGCUCAAGGGCCGCCUCGAGAAGAUGUAAGCAGCAGCAAAAACACCCACAAAACCAAGACAAACACUACUAGCACUGUAAGCGCGCUGUAAUCCGGGGCGCGAUGAGAUUAGAUCGCCAAGAGGGGAAGGAUCGACUCGGUUUAUUGACCGAGUGGGGAUCGCGAACAGCGGAAGGCAACGGCGUCAGGGUCAGAUCAGGGACUCCCGGAGGCAGCUAGGAUGUUGUUCUAGUGUAGAUAAGCGAGUUUUUUGUAUUAAGCGUUGUGAGCGAUCGCUAUGUUUUAGACUCUAGGUUUAGGUUUACUUCCUACAGUAAGUAUUGUGAUAGAGAGCUCGGAGAGGUCGACAAAAAAAUGCUAAACGGGACCUAAAUGAAAACGGAGCCGGUGUUUUACGAAAACACCAUCCGCCAAAUAACUGCUAAUACUGGAGCACCCUUAUGUUGUAAGUGGAGACAAAGUGUACGAAUGCAAUAAAAAAAAAAAUAUCUGAAAGCUAACAACUAAUGGUAACUGUUUUUGCG